This is a messenger RNA of Anguilla anguilla (European eel), 2733 nucleotides long. It is a transcript of the gene prss23, whose product is annotated as serine protease 23. Bases 403 to 1593 code for a protein of 396 amino acids. The record is from RefSeq and is a predicted model, not a curated record. Gene Ontology annotation, biological process: proteolysis. Gene Ontology annotation, molecular function: serine-type endopeptidase activity. The transcript is spliced from 2 exons. NCBI's taxonomy places the organism in Eukaryota, Metazoa, Chordata, Actinopteri, Anguilliformes, Anguillidae.
AAUCUUCACUAGGAACUGUGGCGCAAGUUCAAUAUCACAAUAGGCUGCUCUGCGCAUUACUACAGUCGCCUUCAAAUCAGCAGAAACUGAAAUCGCGGUUUACUCUGAUAACGUGUGCAGUUGUGUUGAGUGACAGUGACGUAUUUUAAUCGGUAUGGCCCUUUGGUACCCUUCAGAUAAAAGAAAAGAAUAAAUGAUCUUUUCAAACUUCAGUUGCGAUUGCACCAUGGUCCUGAGCCCAUCAGCACGAACGAGAGAGCCAAGUAAACACAGUUUGUUGUUUUAGGGGACUUGAUAUGUGACAGUGUAACAGUCAUUCACGGGGGAGAAGAGACAAAAGACCAAGCGGGGGUUCACUGGACAAAAGCGACGUCUGGGAAACAGGUCACCGUCAUCCCAACCAUGUCAGCACACCUGAGAGCUGUGGGCACCUCUCCUCUCUCCUCCUGUCUCCUGCUCCUCCUGCUGCUCCUCCCCCUCGCCCUGUCAUUUCGGGCGCGACCACCCCACCAGCAUCCGGGCCACCUGCCCUCUCUGGUGCCCCACGCCCCUCGCUCGCUUGCCCGCCCCCGCUUCAGUGCCCAGGCUCAGCUGGACUUCACCACCCACUGCAAUUCCAGCUGCUACCACCGAGGGGAGCAAGAGCCCAGGCGAGAGCUGCUGGCUGACUGGCUGGCCUUCGAGACACUGUACGACAACGGCUCGCGCACCCUGACCACUGUGGACGUUGAGGACGGAGACGAGGAAGAAAGCGAGGGACUCAUCAUGGACGCGGUGCCGCGUUUGGCCAGAGGGAGGCGCUCCGCUCCCGCCAUCGGGCGCGGGAAAAGGCGCAGGCGGCAGAUCUAUGGCGCCGAUGGGCGUUUCAACAUCCGCGGUGACAACUUCCUGCUCGACUACCCUUUCUCCACAGCGGUGCGCAUCUCCACAGGCUGCACUGGGGUCCUGGUGUCUCCACGCCAUGUCCUGACCGCCGCCCACUGCGUGCAUGAUGGGAAGGAUUAUGUCAAGGGUGCCCGCAAGCUGAGGGUGGGCUUCCUGACCCCACCCUCGGUCAACACUACCAAGCCCGGCCAGGCUCCACCGAAAAAGCCCCUGGUGCGCUGGGUGCGUGUCAGGAGGACCCGAGUCCCCAAGGGGUGGAUCCAGGGCCCGCAGGACGUGAGCAUGGAUUUCGACUACGCCCUGCUGGAGCUGCGCUGGCCCCACCGCCGGCCCUUCAUGCGCCUCUCGGUGGCGCCCUCCUCCGAGGACCUGGCGGGAAAGCGCAUACACUUCUCCGGUUUCGACAGCGACCGGCCCGGCGAGCUGGUGUACCGCUUCUGCCCCGUGGAGGACGAGUCCAACGACCUGAUCUACCAGCACUGCGACGCGCGGCCGGGGGCCAGCGGCUCGGGGGUCUACGGGCGCGUCUGGGACUCGGACCUCGAGCGCUGGGAGCGCAAGGUCAUCGGCGUCUUCUCCGGGCACCAGUGGCUGGAGAUCGACGGCGAGAACCGCGACUUCAACGUGGCCGUGCGGCUCACGCCGCUCAAGUUCGCCCAGAUCUGCUACUGGCUACACGGGAACCGGGUGGACUGCAGCAAGGACUGAGAAAACAUCUGGGGGAAUGGGGGGGGGGGAAGAGUGGAGGGAUUUUGCGGAGGAAAGGGGGCAGAUUAUUUCAGUUUAGAAUUAACUCUCAAACUACUUCCUCUGAGUGCAGCAGAGCUUGAGAGAAAUACAAUCCCGAGCCGCUAAACAUGGGGAAAACAGAAAGAAUCUAAAUCGGAUUAAAAGCAGGAAUGUUUGACCUUUGUAUGGACUCCUUUCUGGACCAACCCCCUUUUGCUGUUUGGUACAGGCAUCUCACUAUGGAUCUUGUUUGACUCCUUGAAUGUGCGUUUUUUGUGUCUGUUUUACUUGCCUGACUCCUAACAGUUUGCUGGCAGUGUGGCAUGUAGCUGUGCAUUUAUUUCAGACUAGUGUGCCGAUGACAUAAUCACAGCAGCUUAUAAAAGCACUUUCUCUUUGGCCAGCCUUACACUGCCUCUGUAUUUCCAUCACGUGAAACAAACCACUAGUAGUGGCGGGGACACAGUCCUGUUUUUUUUCUCACCUUCAUCAAGAUGGACUCCCAACUGAACCUUUGGGAUAUGGUUGCAUUAUUUAUAAGAUGAAAAGCUAGUGUUAGUGUGAGAUUUCCUGGUGACUGUGCCUGAUGUUUCCGCUGUAACCACUACUUUGCAGAAGAGACAACGCAGAGCUCAGCUGCUCAGGACAUGGCUGCAGCUGCCUUUGCUUCUUCCUGACAGAACCAGUGUGCUUCAGUGCAUUGAAUUUAAAGGUGUAGGUGUGAAAGUCAGUUGUAAAAGAAAUGUGGGAAGUGAAAGGCAUGCAUAAACAUAAGCAAGAAUGAUAAUUUAGAUUUUGGGACUGUGACUCAGUUCUCCUGUGCCCUUUGUGCGAUUUACAGCCCGGUUAUAACACCAGACUAAUCCUUCUUUCACUCUUAGCACCAGAGCACAGCAGCACUUCAUAAUCUUACAAAGAAAAGUUGGAGGAAAAAUGAAAUAAGAGCAGGUUUGGCUGUUGUACAUGACUUUUGGAAAAGACCUGAUUCUGGCCUAUCUAAGUGGGGUAGUGGUGGUGGAUGGGUUGGCUGAUGCAUCUCUAUGUUGUUGCCAGUACAUUUUUAUUUUUUUGGAAAAUGCUUCUAUCUAUUUUAAUAAACAAAAGAUUGUCUAUCCCAAC